Messenger RNA from Populus euphratica (Euphrates poplar), 1748 nucleotides. The record is from RefSeq and is a predicted model, not a curated record. Lineage: Eukaryota; Viridiplantae; Streptophyta; Magnoliopsida; Malpighiales; Salicaceae.
UCCUCUAAGAAAUCGGAUUCAGUGUUGUUUCAAAAAUAGAAAAUAUCUUAGAAUUCCUCAUUACAUAGGAUUCUAGUAUUGAGCAAGUAUUGUUCAGAAAUAGAAACUAUCUUAGAAUCCUCAUUACAUAGGAUUCCUAUUUCAGAAAAAUCCGCAAAAGUUUCCUCAAAUUAUCGGAUUUGUGUACCAAUUUCCUAUAAGCUAUCGGAUUCAGAAUGAAAUUAGGAUGACCCUCAUACCUCUAAAAGAAAACAGGACCCCACAUCCCCACCGAAACCUAAACAUCCAAUUUAGUUUUCUUUCUUUCCUCUUUGGAGUUUUUCUGAUUAAGCCCUAGUUGAUAAGAUCACUGAUCAUCAAUGGAGCAACAGUUUCUGUCGUUGUUUGAGUCAGCAAAGACAUCUGCAGAUGCUGCAGUCACUUCUUCUUCGAUGAUUCCUGAAGUUCAUCGAUGCCUAGCCGCUCUGGGCCAACUCAAGAGGUUCCCUGUAAUAUCAUCUAGGGUUCUUCUUUUCACUCCUGUCGCGAAACAGGUUGAAUGUCUCACAAGACACCCUGUAAAGAUGAUCAAGAAUGCUGCUUCUUGUUUGCUCUAUACUUGGAGAAGAAAACUGUACGCAAGACACCCUACCAUUGAUGGAAAAACUCAGCUGACGAAGUCUGGCGGUGUGUCAAGGAACAGGACUCUCAUUAUCAAGAUGCGCGGAAGAAUACUAGGAAGGGUUGAAGUUCGCAUGCCUAUCAAGGCUGUAAAUAAUGAAGAGAAGAAAAUAAAAGAGACGGAAACGGGUCUCAGCUGUUUCAAGAAACCGCCACUAGUACCUGCCAAGCAAACCAGAAAACCUGAGGAGAAGGUGGAAAAUACAAUAAGCUGUAUCAAGAAACCACUACUUGCACCUGCCAAGAAAAUCAUAAAGCCAGCAGGGAAAGUGGAAAGUAUCAAGAGCGCGGUUUCAAGAAACCACCACAAGCAUCUGCCAAGGGCGUCACAGUGCAAGAGAAAGAAAAAAGUUGCAGUGGUUUCAAGAAACCACCACAAGCAUCUGCCAAGGGCGUCGAAGUGCAAGAGAAAGCAAAAGAAAGAAAAAAGUUUCAGUGGUUUCAAGAAACCACCACAAGCAUCUGCCAAGGGCGUCGCAGUGCAAGAGAAAGAAAAAAGUUUCAGUGGUUUCAAGAAACCACCACAAGCAUCUGCCAAGGGCGUCGCAGUGCAAGAGAAAGAAAAAAGUUUCAGUGGUUUCAAGAAACCACCACAAGCAUCUCCUACGUGCGACACAGCGCAAGAGAAAGUAAAAGGUUUUGGUAGUUUCAAUAAGCCAUCAAAAGAACCUGUCAAGUGCGAUGAUGCUUUACGAGGCAAGGUCCGAUCCAUUCUUGUGGAAUCACUGACCAGAGUUGCCAAGGAAACUGAAGCAGGCUUGAGGAAAGCAGUAAGCUCGCGUGACCCAAUAUGUGUUGCUGCAGCUGUUGAAUCGGUAAUGUUUCAGAAGAUGGGGGCAUUCAAUGGCGCCAAGACAGUGAAGUACAGGUCUGUUCUAUUCAACUUGAAGGAUCCAAAGAAUCCAGAUUUGAGAAGGAAAGUUCUUCUGGGACAGAUUAAGCCAGAGAAACUUGUGACUAUGACAUCAGAAGAGAUGGCAAGCAAUCAUAGGCAAUUCGAGAAUGCACAAAUCCGGAUGAAAUCUUUGCUGAAGGAGAAGAAGAAAGCAGGACAAGAGUACAAAUCUGUUGAUCCUGUGGAAUCUUGA